Messenger RNA from Mycena citricolor, 764 nucleotides. Lineage: Eukaryota; Fungi; Basidiomycota; Agaricomycetes; Agaricales; Mycenaceae. The record is from the annotation of a GenBank genome assembly.
UGGCAGGUGACCGACACGGCCGCCAGACUGUUUGUCCAUCUGCCCGACGCCCGGAGUCGUCCUCAUUUCUGAGCGCUCAGUACUUCGUCGACACAUCGCAAACAGACCUCAAUCUCUGCUGAAAUCAAAUUCUGACCUUGGCCCGUAUCGCCUUGGGAUCUUUCAUGUGUCCCGGGGGUGAUGAGCGACAGCCACGACUCGGCUCUGGGGACUUGUCCUGGUCGCCCAAUUCCGCGGGAUGCCUAGCUCUACGCUCAAAAUCACGGUCUGCGCUUUUCCGUGCCUUCUGCUUCCCGACCUCUUAUGCAGCUAGCAAUCAACUUUGCGGGCCGGUCCUACCUCCCACAUCUGUGAAUCUCGCCUGUUUGUUUGUUGCGAAUAAGCUCUAUGUAGUUCACCUGCUUCUCUGUCUAUGGUGCCUCGGCUCCUCUGCGAUGCUAUAAACAUGCUAUCCCGUUCAGUAAGCAGCCCAUGCGCCCCAAGUUGUUGUUCAUUUCUCGCAUGCAUGUUCACUAUGCGGCCCGUGUCCUUCACGAGCCCCCCGCUCCCCGCCUUCGCUCCUGGUGUAGCACACGGUCAACGCAGCACCGCAGCACCAAGGAGACCGAGUACCUUCACCGACGGUAUCUUCGCCAACAGCGUACCGACUGUCACGCGACUGGGCGGCCUCUCUGGCACUGGUCGACGCUAAACUGGGGCAAGACCGCGUGUAACCAGUGCGGUUUGUAUGAGCGGACCCACCUUCGACGAGCUGCGGGCUAGCA